CCGUAAAAAGUAAACUAGGAAUAGACGUAUGGGGCCUUCAGGCCUGUAACAUCCGAUAAGGGGGAGUUCUAAAGUUGAGGAGGUGAAGAACUGUAUUUUGCCUUUGUAAUCCAUGCCUUACGGGGAGCAGAACACGAAUUACUGGGUAUCUCACAAAGGAGAAUACAAAGAAUGUCCCUUAAGUGUUUAUCUUUGAAAGGGCGGGAGGAAGCUGUCCACAGGACACUGAAGCUGGGAAUCUUGCAGAACUUGAUUUUUACAAGAUAAUAGAAAUUAGUAUCUUCAUAUAUGACUGUCUUCUUGAGCAAGUAAUAACUGGAGAAUAUGUCUUGUGUGACCAACUCUGAAAUAGAGUCCAAAUAAAUGUUAGGCUGUGGGGCAGGUAGGUGGAGAAUCUCUGGAGUGUGGGCACUAGUGAUUGCUAGCUCAGCAUGUGAAACAGUACUUUCUAAAAUUACUUUUUUUUUUUCCCUUGGGGUCGGGGAGGGUAAGGCAAGGUCUUGCUAUGUAGUCCAAGCUGGCCUCGAACCUACCAUCCGCCCGCUUCAGUCUCCCACGCACUGGGAUUACAGCAGCACACCACCAUGCCUGGCUUAAACUUCCUUUUUUGGCUUGGGAAGGCUGGAUGGGAUCUACUGUGCUUCCUGCCUGGUCCAGCCGUGCCGUAGAAGGUCGGUUUAGUGGGCUGCAGGAGGUUGUGUGCUUUGGAAAGUAACUGUCGUUUGCUGUGCACCUGGUAAGCUCUGUAGCAAGGGUUGACUUUUCUGGAAAUGGAUUCUUUCUCAUUCUGUGAAAAACGUUUCAAGUGUCAGGUUAUUGUUUAGAAAAAAUAAAAAUUAUUUUGCUGUCUACAUUUUAAGGAUCCUCAUGAGAAGAACUAGAAGGUCUAUGACCAAAUUUUUCCACUUCCCCUCCAUCUCGAAUAUUAGCCUACUUAUGCUGCAAUGUAGACUAUACUAUUUCCAAAUUAAUUUGACUGUUCUCUUAUUUCUUGAUUUCCCCAGGGAAUGAAAGCUACUGGUUGACUUAGAAACCCCUGGGCGUCACAGAUUUGAAGACAUCCCAGAGUAAGGCACGAUGUCAACAGCAGGAGUUGCUGCUCAGGAUAUUCAAGUCCCAUUAAAAACUGGAUUUCUGCAUAAUGGCCAAGCCUUGGGGACUAGGAGGAGCUGCUGGGGCGGCGGCAGUGAGUUUGAGAAUAACUUUCUAAACAUUGAUCCAAUAACCAUGGCCUACAGUCUGAACUCCCCUGCUCAGGAGCACCUAACAGCUCUUGGCUGUGCUUCGCGGCCUGCUCCAGUGGGUGGCCACUUCUUUGCAGACUGUGGUCCGUCUCCAAAGUCAAGCUUGCCCCCUCUUAUUAUUCCCCCAAGUGGCAGCCUGGGACAGCGUGAAGAGGAUCAAGUUGUGUGUGGUUUUAAGAAACUCUCAGUGAAUGGGGGAUGCACAUCCACACCUCCACUUACCCCUGUCAAGAACUGCCCUUCCCCGUUCCCCUGCGCAGUUGUGUGUGAUCGUAGCUCCCGGCCGCUCCCACCAUUGCCCAUCUCUGAAGACCUCUCUCUGGAUGAGGCCGACUGUGAGGUCGAAUUUCUAACCAGCUCAGACACAGACUUCCUUCUAGAAGACUGUGCACCUUCUGAUUUCAAGUAUGAUGUUCCUGGCAGGCGAAGCUUCCGUGGGUGCGGACAGAUAAACUAUGCAUAUUUUGACACCCCAACUGUUUCUGUAGCAGAUCUCAGCUGUGCAUCUGACCAGAACAGAGUUGUUCCUGAUCCAAAUCCUCCCCCACCUCAAAGCCACCGCAGAUUAAGGAGGUCUCACUCAGGACCAGCUGGGUCAUUUAACAAGCCAGCCAUCCGGAUAUCUAGCUACACACACCGAGCUUCUCCCAGCUCAGAUGAAGAUAAGCCUGAGGUCCCUCCCAGGAUUCCCAUACCUCCUAGGCCGGCAAAGCCAGACUACAGAAGGUGGUCAGCAGAAGUGACCUCCAACACAUACAGUGAUGAAGACAAGCCUCCCAAAGUCCCCCCAAGAGAACCUUUGUCACGGAGUAACUCCCGUACCCCAAGUCCUAAAAGCCUUCCGUCUUACCUCAAUGGGGUCAUGCCCCCGACACAGAGCUUUGCCCCGGACCCCAAGUAUGUCAGCAGCAAAGCCCUGCAGAGACAGAGCAGCGAGGGGUCUGCCAGCAAGGUUCCCUGCAUCUUGCCCAUUAUUGAAAAUGGGAAGAAGGUGAGUUCAACGCAUUAUUACCUACUACCUGAGAGACCGCCGUACCUAGACAAAUAUGAAAAGUAUUUUAGGGAAGCAGAAGAGACAAACCCAAGCACCCAAAUCCAGCCACUACCUGCUGCCUGUGGUAUGGCCUCUGCCACAGAAAAGCUGGCCUCCAGAAUGAAAGUGGACGUGGGUAGUCAUGUGAAGCGCAAACACUUAUCCUACGUGGUUUCUCCAUAACUAUGGGGGUCAUGGCUCAGCGGAAGUUACAUGGAGCGGAUGGCUUCCAGUUUUCCGAUUUGAGGUUCCUGGAACAGGCUGCAGAAUGCAGUCGGACUCCGUCUUAAUGACAAAGGCUCAGAGCAGGCGUGAGGCGCUGUAUGCUGGGAGUCCCCCAUGAUCAGCGUUGGAGAAAAAGUAUAAAGAUGUGCUCGAGUGCAGGGGAGAAUGGGAAACCUUUUACAUUUGACUACAUUCUAUACCUAUGUAUAAAUGUGUGGUGUAACCAUAGACCAUAGCUGCAGGAUAACCAAUUAGUCACUGUCUUAGAGUAAUAUAUAUUCAGAAUAAUUAAAACCAAGCUGGAGGAACAGCUCCUGAUAGUGUGAAAAUUGAGCAAAAGGAAGAAAGCAGUAUUGUUAGAUCAAAUUAUAAAUUUGUGUGUUUGUUAAGUUCAAAGAUUCCUGGCGUUAGGGCCUGCUGUAUAGUUUGUGUGCCCUCCCCCCGCC
Molecule: messenger RNA, 2948 nt
Organism: Peromyscus eremicus (cactus mouse)
Lineage: Eukaryota; Metazoa; Chordata; Mammalia; Rodentia; Cricetidae
Gene: Errfi1
Product: ERBB receptor feedback inhibitor 1
Exons: 3
Coding region: 1078-2460 (460 amino acids)
Biological process (GO): regulation of keratinocyte differentiation; negative regulation of epidermal growth factor receptor signaling pathway
Cellular component (GO): extrinsic component of cytoplasmic side of plasma membrane
Source: RefSeq, a predicted model, not a curated record